This is a messenger RNA of Sorghum bicolor (sorghum), 1506 nucleotides long. Its product is annotated as aquaporin NIP4-1. The record is from RefSeq and is a predicted model, not a curated record. Gene Ontology annotation, biological process: transmembrane transport. NCBI's taxonomy places the organism in Eukaryota, Viridiplantae, Streptophyta, Magnoliopsida, Poales, Poaceae. Gene Ontology annotation, cellular component: membrane. The transcript is spliced from 5 exons. The coding region runs from base 491 to 1360 and encodes 289 amino acids. Gene Ontology annotation, molecular function: channel activity.
UACUAAUUAGUAAUUAUCUUUAUCAAACGGCAAUACGGCAAUCGACAACGGAGGAGAAGCGAGUGUAGGUGUCGUCAAUUGUCAUUACUGCAUCGCCAUCAGAUCGCACUGCGUACCAACAGUUUUUGAAAAACUUUAAUUUGAAGGCUCAUGGAGAAGCAGGUGAUGCGCUGUGGUCGGUGGCAGACACAGACAGACGAUCAUGCGCAAAAGUCCUGAACCCAACCGAUGAACGGCUUCUGGUUUGACCGGACAAGAAGUCGCGGAGCACGCAAAGCUUCUUUCAGUUUGUGCACGCCAAGAGUGUGUGUGUGUGUGUGUGUGUGUGUGUGUGUGUGUGUGUGUGUGCCCGUGCGUUCGUUCGUGCUACAACCACGUACGGUUGCUCCCUGACAUUCUGUUCUACUCCGUACAUAGUAUAUAAAAUAAACAGUGCUCCAAAUCGGUGCAUGUUCUUCAUUCCUCACGAACGAAGAACACUAGCGGCGAAAUGGCGGAGAAAGACUUCGCCGACGGCGUUGGCGCCGUGGACGAGCAGGACUUGGAGCGGUCUUGCCGUGACCAGGAUGAUCCAGCCGCCGCUGCAGAUGGUGUCAGCAGAGGCCUAGCCAUCGGUCAUUUCGUACGGGAGUUGAUGGUGGAGUGCGUGGCGUCGUUCCUGCUGGUGUUCUGGUCCGCGGUGGCGGCGCUGAUGCAGGAGAUGCACGGCACGCUGACGUUCCCCAUGGUGUGCCUCGUCGUCGCUCUCACCGUCGGCUUCGUGCUCUGCUGGCUCGGCCCCGCGCACUUCAACCCCGCCGUCACCCUCACCUUCACCGUCUUCGGCUACCUCCCGUGGCCCAAGCUGCCGUUGUACGUGGUGGCGCAGCUGGCCGGCUCGCUGCUCGCGUGCGUGGCGGCGAACGGCGUCAUGAAGCCGCGGGAGGAGCACUUCUACGGGACGGCCCCGAUGAUGGCCGGCGGCCACACCAGGCUGCCGUUCCUCCUCGAGCUCGUCGCCUCCGCGGUGCUCAUGAUCGUCAUCGCCAUCGCUGCCAGAGGCUCCAAUCAGACAGCAGGAGGGCUGGCCAUCGGAGCCGCCGUCGGCACCCUGGGUCUCGUCAUCGGGCCAGUGUCCGGAGGGUCGAUGAACCCGAUCAGGACGCUGGGUCCGGCCAUCGUGCUCGGCAGGUACACCUCCGUCUGGAUCUACCUCGUCGCGCCCGUCGCCGGCAUGCUCAUCGGCGCGCUCUGCAACCGCGUCGUCAGGGGCUCCGACGCCAUCCUCGCCUUCCUCUGCGGCACCAAGCCGACGAGAGCGGUGGCGCCCAGAGCCACGCCGCGCGCCGUUGGAUCACUUGCGUCGUCGCCGCACUACUAGCCGGCCGGCCGCCGCCAUCGUGGUGGUGGGCUACUGACAGGUGGCCCCUCUCGCUUGCUGUAACAGUGAAUGAGUCAAACCAAUCAACAAAACGGCGCGACACAAGUACACAACUGAUGUAUACUCUCCGUUGUGCUAUAUACCCA